Messenger RNA from Anopheles funestus (African malaria mosquito), 1423 nucleotides. RefSeq lists its product as uncharacterized. The record is from RefSeq and is a predicted model, not a curated record. The transcript has 4 exons. Bases 596 to 1309 code for a protein of 237 amino acids. Lineage: Eukaryota; Metazoa; Arthropoda; Insecta; Diptera; Culicidae.
CUCUAUUUGUUUCAUUACUCACAAUAGAACAAGUGUCAUCCACUCCAGAGUACGGCGAAUUCGUUCAUGGAACCAUUCACCUGUAACACCGGAAUGGUACACACUAGGUUUUUGUUGUCGUUCAUUUCGUACCCUCAUUAAAAGCUUCAUCUCCAGCUACUACAAUGCACUCCAUUUGGUGGAAAGCACACAGCGAGGUGGAGACGGAUCGUGAUCGUGCACUACCAUCGUGUGUUACGAUUGAGAAAAAAAUGCAAUCCCAUGCCAUCGUCCCCUACGAUCGAGUUAAGCUGCCCGUUAUUUGCCUUAAUUCGAUAAUGAUUGUCGCGUACUGGUACCCGUUAAUGGUACUGACUGUGGCGAGUAGAUUUAGCGGCAGACCAAACCCUCAGUCGGGGGCACGUACACGAACAAACCUUGACGUUCCCUGGAUCACUACCAGUACAGUUCACAGCCGGGCGUUGGGCAUCAUUUCUAUCAAUUUAAACCUAUUCCAAGUGGACAUUCUGACCCACAGUCAGUACAUUGCGCUCGAUCGAAGUGAUUGUACGGUACAGUGUUUGCUCUUUGCCAUAAUAUAGCAACAACGUUGGAAAUGAAAUUCAGAUACAGUGGUGUUGUUAUCGGUGGCUUCUUGCUACUAGUAACCGCAUGCAGUGCACUACCAAAAGACGUUCCAGAAGCAACCGAUGCCGAAACGCUGGACGGUCCACCAUUUCUCGCGGAUCUGCGUUACCAGUGCCGUAACACAACCGGAGACGAUCGUACAUUCAACGAGCUGAAAGAACACAUCUCAACCGAUUUGCCCAAAUGUUUCAUGGCCCACGUCAAUAUGGAGCAGUUGAAAACGGACACCUCAAAGCUGAAGGAGGAAGACAAGAAGAAACUGUUUGAAAAAAUAUGCGAACAGAUCAACGAAUCGGUCACCUGCCUAACACCGGUAAAGGCAAAGCUGACACCCUGUCUGGAUGAGGAGGACGUGAAGAUAAUGGAGCAGGUUGUUGCUACCAUACCGGAAGCAUUAAACAUGGCGUGUACCAACAGUGGCGCUUUGUUGCAAAAAUUUACCGAACAAGCGUAUCGGUCCUGCGCGAUGGAGUUACCACCAAUGAUAGAGGAGUGUACGAGCGAGCUUCCCGAUAGUAUGGAAAGUCUUCCAUUUUCUCAAUAUUCCGAUAAGCAGUGCGAAGAAAUCUACAGCAUGAGAGACUGUUUCUCCCGACGAAUUGCAGAAUGUGGAGCGACUGGCUAUAUGGACUUCUUCAUACUAUUCUACCGGAAGCUGCUCGCUCUGACGCCAUGCAAAUAGUGCGAUCAUGGUGGUCUUUCUUCUGGUGACAACCAAUUCGUCAUGUCUAAUCAACCACAGGUGCAAAGUUCUUUUCUGCAACAAGCCAAUAAAUACUGUUUUACAAUAAUUCAA